Molecule: messenger RNA, 4395 nt
Organism: Gavialis gangeticus (Gharial)
Lineage: Eukaryota; Metazoa; Chordata; Crocodylia; Gavialidae
Gene: DENND2B
Product: suppression of tumorigenicity 5
Exons: 20
Coding region: 283-3651 (1122 amino acids)
Biological process (GO): positive regulation of ERK1 and ERK2 cascade
Source: RefSeq, a predicted model, not a curated record
GUGUGUGUGUGCGCGUGAGCAUGUGAGAGAGAGAGAGAUCUCCAUGACAACUUGCUGGGCCAGUCUGCGUUCUUUGCAAUCAUUUUAGUUGGAAUCAUUUAGUGCUGUGAAAGGUCAUGUGAAGGAGUUGUGGGAAGCACAGCAGGUAUUAGACCCUUAACUACUGGUUUCUAAGUGCAUCAGGUAAUAGGACAAAGUUUUGUCUGGGAAAUACAAACCUGAGAAUGGAGCGGAAAGGGAAAUGCUGCAAAUUUCAGGUAUCUAGGUUUAUAGAGAGCAGAAAUGACCAUGACUGCCAACAAGAAUGCCAGUGUCACCAACAGAGCUGGAGGGAAUAAAGUGCCUCAGGAUACUCUGGACCGGUGUCAGUCAGUCUCUCCACCACCUCUUUUGUCCCCACCAAGAAGCCCAGCCUACCCCCUCAGUGAUAGUGAGGACUCCUGCCAAUCCAACAGACCCACCACGGUCUCCAGUUCCAGGCCACACCUCAAGGACUGGAGCAGCCAGGGAUCUACACUGAAAGGCACCUCUACAACCCCUUUGGAUGCCAGCCCUCCAAGUCACCCUCUCAAGGCUGUCACCAUUGGCUCAUUGGAUAAAAGGCUGUCUGUGUUCAAGGCUGAGGACCAGAAAGAGACCCCCAAGGAGGCUCAGGAUGGGGAUGUAAUAGGGAGCCGUCAGCUCACCCGAAGCACUCUCUCCUUGGGCACUGCUACCAGCUUGCGGAAUCUCUCUCUCAGCAGGACUAGUGUCCGCUCGCAGGCCUUGGACAUCAGGCAGAAGAUCACAGAAUGGGAAUGUCGCAAAGAGCCUUCUCCCAGAAUGAGCACGUGUAUGGACAAGAGAGAUGUCGGAGAAAGGUCUGGUAGUGAGAGCUGCCCUAGUAUGUUGCCUUCUCCUUGUAGCGAGAAGACUUUUGACUUUAAAGGGUUCAGAAGAAUGAGCAGAACAUUUUCUGAGUGUUCCUACCCUGAAACCGAGGAGGAAGAUCUCCCAGAGAGAGAUUCCUUCCAUAGGUUUGAAAAGAGGCCAAGCAGGAGUGAGCCUUCUUCCAAUGCUUUCCUCAAAGGACCUGCCAGGAAAGAGACUUCUGCUGUACUAAACAGAAUACAGAAGAUUGAACAGGCAUUAAAAGAACAGCCUGGCAGGGGUCUCCCUCAGUUGCCAAGUAGCUGCUAUACUGUUGAGAAAGGGAGGAAAAAGUCUGUGACUCUGGGAACGGUUGAGGGUUUGAGUGAGAAUCUGAGUGAUAGCAAAGGAGGGAAUGUAAGUUUUGGGAGUGAUCCAGAAACACCUACUGAAACUGAAAAAAGUAGCAAACUGAAACAAGGGGCUAUUGCAAAUUCAGUUAGCCCUAAGCUGCUGCUUGAGAGCCCAGCUAGCACAGCAGUGAACCCUGUCCCCAAACCCAAACGCACCUUUGAAUAUGAAGCUGACAAGAACCACAAGAAUAAACCAAGCAAUGGUCUACCUCCUUCUCCAAUACCCGCUGCUCCUCCCCCACUCCCCACCACCCCUGCGCCCCCCAUGAUUAGACGACAGAAGAAAGACUCGCGCUUUCACAGAAAAUCCCAAAAUAGAAAAUCCUUUGAGUUUGAGGAUGCUUCCAGUCUGCAGUCCUUGUACCCUCCCUCCCCAACUGAGAAUGGUACUGAGGCCCAGCAUAAAUUUGGAUCCAAGAGCACUUUAGAAGAGAAUGCCUAUGAAGACAUCGUAGGAGAUUCACCCAAGGAAAACCCGUAUGAGGAUGUAGAACUAAAAGGCCGUCACGCAAGUCGAAAAUCCCAGCAGCUAUCUGAGAAUUCCCUAGAUUCUUUGCACAGGAUGUGGACUCCCCAGGACAGGAAGUACACAACACCUGCCCAGCUGCCUUCAAAGCCCAGCAGCCAAUCAUUGCGCAUUGGAAACUGGUCAGAGAGAAAGAGCCAUCGCUUACCACGCUUACCCAAAAGACACAGCCAUGAUGACGUGCUGCUUCUGGCUCAGCUUGGUAUACCUUCAUCACCCUCCAGUCUGAAUGAUGACAGUCUGAGUACCACGAGUGAGCUGCUGUCCACGCGCAGGGCCAGAAGGAUCCCUAAGCUUGUACAACGGAUCAAUUCCAUAUAUAGUGCGAAAAGAGGGAAAAAGAGAUUGAAGAAGCUUUCAAUGUCCAAUAUUGAAACAGCAUCACUGCGAGAUGAGAACAGUGAGAGUGAGAGUGACUCAGAUGACAGGUUUAAAGCUCACACCCAGCGUCUAGUUCACAUCCAGUCAAUGCUGAAGAGGGCUCCUAGUUAUCGGACACUGGAACUGGAGCUAAUUGAAUGGCAGGAGCGGGAGCUGUUUGAGUAUUUUGUGGUGGUUUCCCUGAAAAAGAAACCCUCAAAGAAUACUUAUCUCCCAGAAGUGUCUUAUCAAUUUCCCAAGCUAGAAAGACCCACUAAGCAAGUACGUGAAGCAGAGGAGCGUCUCAAAGCCAUCCCCCAGUUCUGCUUUCCUGAUGCCAAGGAUUGGGCCCCAGUAUCAGAAUACAACAGUGAGACCUUCUCUUUCAUGCUGACUGGAGAAGAUGGCAGCCGAAGGUUUGGUUAUUGCAGAAGAUUACUGCCAAGUGGAAAAGGUCCACGUCUACCUGAAGUAUAUUGUGUCAUCAGCCGACUGGGUUGCUUUGAUUUAUUUUCUAAGAUCUUGGAUGAGGUUGAAAGGAGAAGGGGGAUAUCUGCUGCCCUGGUUUAUCCAUUUAUGAGGAGUCUGAUGGAAUCUCCUUUUCCUGCACCUGGAAAGACCAUCAAAGUCAAGACUUUUCUGCCUGGAGCUGGAAAUGAGGUGAUAGAGCUUCGGCGUCCAAUGGACUCACGCCUGGAACACGUGGACUUUGAGUGUCUUUUCAAGUGCCUCAGUGUACGUCAGAUCAUUAGGAUCUUUGCUUCACUUCUGCUGGAGCGACGUGUUAUCUUCAUAGCAGAUAAGCUCAGCACCCUCUCAAGCUGUUCUCAUGCUGUGGUGGCCCUGCUGUAUCCCUUCUCCUGGCAACAUACCUUUAUUCCUGUUCUUCCCUCAUCCAUGAUUGAUAUUGUCUGCUGCCCUACUCCAUUCCUGGUUGGAUUGCUGUCCAGCUCUCUGCCCAAGCUGAAAGAGCUGCCGGUAGAAGAGGCUCUAAUGGUCAACCUGGGAGCUGAUCGUUUUAUCAGACAGAUGGAUGACGAAGACACUCUAUUGCCAAGGAAAUUGCAAGCUGCUCUGGAGCAGGCUCUAGAGCGAAAGAAUGAGCUGAUAAAUCAAGAUUCAGAUAGUGAUUCAGAUGAUGAGUGUAACACCCUGAAUGGAUUAGUAUCUGAAGUCUUCAUCCGAUUCUUUGUGGAAACAGUAGGCCAUUAUUCACUGUUCCUAACUCAGAACGAAAAGGGAGAGCGUGUUUUUCAAAGGGAGGCUUUCCGCAAAUCAGUAGCUUCCAAGAGUAUCCGUCGCUUCCUGGAGGUUUUUAUGGAAUCCCAGAUGUUUGCUGGUUUUAUCCAGGACAGAGAGCUGAGAAAAUGUAGAGCAAAAGGUCUCUUUGAACAGAGGGUUGAACAGUAUUUGGAAGAGCUUCCAGACACUGAACAAAGUGGAGUAAACAAAUUCCUACGAGGUCUUGGUAAUAAGAUGAAGUUCCUUCACAAGAAGAAUUAACUUCUUUCUACUGACAUAUCCACCCAAAGACUAUUUAUGACACUGUGCGUGAGACACCUGCAACCUUUCAGAUUCUGGUGUGGGAGAGGAAUGAAAUGAGCUGCCCUCAGCUUUAACUGACUACAAAUGCUGUUUGACAUUGUGCCAGAAAAAAAAGUGUCUCUGACAACUUCUUUAUGUAUUUGGAUAGAAUUUGUAAAUAAUGUGCUGUAAGCUUCCUUAACUGAUUUUGUAACGAGCAAAAAAACUGUGGUAAAUAUUUGUAUAUUCCUGAGAAUAACAGGUGCUUCUUUCUUUAGUAUGAAUUGAGAUAUGCUUGGUGCAAAAUGAAUAGCUAAUUAUGUGCAGCUGACUGUCUCAGCAGAACCACUGACUUCAAAGGAUGUUUGUGAGAACUACACUGAUGCCUGAAUACUGUGGUAAUGAAUGAACUCCAGGGUAUGUGGGGAAAGUUGUAUGCACGGGGGCUGGUUAUGUGUGGCAGAGUUUUUAUUUUCCUCUAGUUUGCCUUCUAAUCCAUUUUAAAAGAAAAAAAAGUAACUUUGUAAUAAGGUACUUGGUUUACAGCACAGAAUUUCCACUUGGUUUGAGCUAUGGUCAGUAAACUGUAAUGCAUUCUGCACUAUGACUGCUAAACAUGAGGAAAUUUGAGUUCUUUGACAUGCGGGCUGCAAUGAUUAGGUACAGUACAUCCAUUCCUAAUGUAUGUAUGAAAUAUGGUUUCUAAUAAACUGUGUAAAUAUA